AAGUCACCCAAAAAGUCUUCCUCCUCUCAUUUUCUCUUUCGGAGACCCAGAAUAAAACCCUGGCUCAACUCCUCCUCCUUGUUCUUCAGUAGUGUUUUCCUUUUUUAAUCUCCACAACUGAAAAUCUCGAUUUCUCGCCACCAAUGGCGACGGUUGUAGAGACUGUCAAACCACCACCAGGAGGAGCAUCAAGUGAACGGAAUCUGAGAAACGCAUUCGGAGGCGUUCUAUCUUUAUUCAUUCUUCUAUUGAUUGGAAUUCUUGGAUUCUCGAUCCGUCUUUUCUCUGUUAUCAAGUAUGAAAGUGUUAUUCAUGAGUUUGAUCCUUACUUCAAUUACAGAGUUACUCAGUUUCUUAUCAAGAACGGAAUAUAUGAUUUCUGGAAUUGGUUUGAUGACCGGACAUGGUAUCCCCUCGGUCGUGUGAUUGGAGGAACUGUUUAUCCUGGAUUGACAUUGACAGCAGGAACACUAUACAAGAUACUACAUGCUUUGAACAUCCCUUUGUCUGUGGAAACUGUUUGUGUGUUUACUGCUCCUAUAUUCUCUGCUUUCGCUGCUUGGGCGACUUUCCUUUUGACCAAGGAAGUUAAAGGUACUGGUGCUGGAUUGACAGCAGCUGCUCUUUUGGCCAUGGUUCCUUCUUAUAUAUCUCGUUCUGUAGCUGGAAGCUAUGACAAUGAAGCUGUAGCUAUCUUUGCUUUAAUCUUCACUUUCUAUCUCUAUAUAAAGACAUUGAAUACCGGAUCCCUCUUCUAUGCGACUUUAAAUGCUUUAGCAUACUUUUACAUGGUGUGCUCUUGGGGAGGUUACACCUUUAUUAUUAACCUUAUCCCAAUGCAUGUACUUCUAUGCAUUGGAACUGGUCGUUACUCUUCUCGGCUGUAUGUUGCGUAUGCUCCUCUUGUUGUCCUGGGUACAUUAUUGGCCGCUUUGGUGCCUGUUGUUGGCUUCAAUGCUGUGAUGACCUCGGAACACUUCGCUUCAUUCUUGGUUUUUAUUAUUAUCCAUGUGGUGGCUCUUGUGUAUUACAUCAAGGGAGUUCUCUCUCCAAAAAUGUUCAAAGUGGCUGUGACACUUGUGGUAUCUGUUGGCAUGGUGGUCUGUAUUGCCGUUGUUGCGAUCCUUGUAGCAGUGGUGGCCUCCAGCCCAACAAAGGGAUGGAGUGGUCGCAGUUUGAGUCUUCUUGAUCCAACUUAUGCAAGCAAGUAUAUACCCAUUAUUGCUAGUGUUAGUGAGCACCAGCCGCCAACAUGGCCAUCUUACUUUAUGGACAUCAACGUUUUGGCAUUCUUGGUUCCAGCUGGUAUAAUUUCAUGCUUUCUUCCACUAUCGGAUGCCAGUUCCUUCGCCGUCCUUUAUAUAGUAACAUCAGUAUACUUCUCAGGAGUCAUGGUUCGGCUGAUGCUUGUAUUCGCUCCAGCAGCAUGCAUUAUGGCUGGAAUCGCUCUUUCUGGAGCCUUUGAUGUUUUCACAAGCUCAGUCAAAUUUCAACUGCCUGGAUUACUAGGGGAUUCUGAUGCAGGGGAUAUUACUUCCGGGGAUGUAGUACAAAAUGGCGUAACCAAGGCUGAUUCAAAUGCAGCUGCUGAGAAAAGCGAAGAAACUCUAAAGGAACGUCCAUCAAAGAAGAACAAGAAGAAAGAAAAAGAACCUGUAGUCAAGGCUUCUAUUAAGUCCAAAAUUCAGAAGAGGCUUCUGGUCUUACCUUUGGAAGCAUCUAUCAUUGCCCUUCUCUUGCUUAUUUUGUUGGGUGCCUUUUAUGUGAUUCAUUGUGUCUGGGCUGCUGCUGAAGCUUACUCAGCUCCUUCUAUCGUUCUAACCUCUCAGUCACAUGAUGGUCUUCAUGUUUUCGAUGAUUUUAGAGAAGCUUAUGCUUGGUUAAGCCAUAACACUGAAGUAGAUGAUAAGGUUGCGUCAUGGUGGGACUAUGGUUACCAAACUACCGCAAUGGCUAAUCGAACUGUCAUUGUUGAUAAUAAUACCUGGAAUAACACACAUAUUGCAACUGUUGGAACCGCCAUGUCUUCUCCAGAGAAGGCUGCGUGGGAAAUCUUCAACUCGUUGGAUGUAAAAUAUGUUCUUGUCGUCUUUGGAGGUCUUGUUGGAUACCCUAGUGAUGAUAUAAAUAAAUUUCUCUGGAUGGUUCGUAUUGGAGGUGGUGUGUUUCCUCACAUCAAGGAGCCUGACUAUCUCAGAGAUGGUCAGUACAGGAUCGAUAAUCAAGCAACUCCAACCAUGCUGAAUUCCCUCAUGUACAAACUCUCAUAUUACAGAUUUGUGGAAACGGAUGGUAAAGGUUACGACAGAGUAAGGAGGACUGAAAUUGGAAAGAAACAUUUCAAGCUUACACAUUUUGAGGAGGUCUUCACCACACACCAUUGGAUGGUGCGGCUAUACAAGCUAAAACCUCCAAGGAACAGGAUUAAAGGAAAGACAAAGAAAUCAAAAGCGAGUUCAAAAUCAAGCUCAACUAGCACAAAGGGAAAGAAGAACCCUUGGCAUUAGGAAAACCAACUUAUAGUAACAGGUUAGCUUUUAUAAUAGGGGGACGAGAUUGUGUCUCAGUUGAGAGAUUCAUUUUGCAGGUCGGGUGUUGUUAACAAAUACAAAUUGAUAAAAGAUUUUGUAGCUCAGAUUUUGUAUCAUUCUUUUUCUUUCUUCCCCUUCUGCACUCAUUAUAAAAGGAAGAGAGUGAUUUUUAUGAAGAAAUCCGAUGAAGAUAUGAUCUGCCA
Messenger RNA from Papaver somniferum (opium poppy), 2734 nucleotides. Its product is annotated as dolichyl-diphosphooligosaccharide--protein glycosyltransferase subunit STT3A. The coding region runs from base 144 to 2507 and encodes 787 amino acids. NCBI's taxonomy places the organism in Eukaryota, Viridiplantae, Streptophyta, Magnoliopsida, Ranunculales, Papaveraceae. Gene Ontology annotation, cellular component: membrane. The record is from RefSeq and is a predicted model, not a curated record. The transcript has 23 exons. Gene Ontology annotation, molecular function: oligosaccharyl transferase activity.